Molecule: messenger RNA, 2092 nt
Organism: Trifolium pratense (red clover)
Lineage: Eukaryota; Viridiplantae; Streptophyta; Magnoliopsida; Fabales; Fabaceae
Product: UPF0481 protein At3g47200-like
Exons: 2
Coding region: 488-1813 (441 amino acids)
Source: RefSeq, a predicted model, not a curated record
UGAUUACAAGAUGAAAUAGAUAAGUUCUCAAUCCCUAGAGUGUACCCAAAAGAACCCCUUUUGAACCCUAGCUUGAUUGAUGUUGAAAAGACCUAAAAAUUCCACUUCUCUCUCUUCCUGACGGCUGCAAAACGCAGCAACACGCAUUUAUAGCAGGUCACCUACGCAUGGCGCAGCCAACAGAUCAAGAAACCAAUUCUUGAAACAGCAAUUGCGCAUGGCGCGGAGCACAGGGGCAGGGUCAGUUUUCUGCUUUUCUGCAUCAUUUCAAAGGCAAUUCCAACAGUAAAGUAAUAUAAAGCCAAGAUUCCAAUUAGACAUUGAUAGUAAGAUAGGAUUAUGAAUAGUAUACUCCCUCCCUCCGUCCCAAAAUGUAAAUAAAAGGUGAUCAACAAAAGUGAAUGUAUUUGGUUAUAUUUUUGGACGGAGAGAGUAUAUUACUAGCAAUGUAGCAUAUAUAGGUAUAGACCAAACAUAUUAGGCAUACAUGGAAUUAGAAAUGGAGUGGAUGGAUAAAAUCAAUGAGGAGGUAAAGAACAAUGGUCAUGAUGAGAAGGAACAAUGGAGGAAGCAUUCAAUUUACAAAAUACCUUCACAAAUCACGGAUUUGAACGAAAAAGCCUACAAACCACGAGCAAUUUCCUUUGGUCCUUACCAUAAUGGGGAGGAGAAAUUAAAGGCUAUGGAAGAACACAAGCAUAGAGUCCUUGUUCAUUUCUUAAAGAGAUGUAAGAAACCUAUUGAGUUGUUAUUUCAAUGCUUGGAUCAAGUGGCUCAAGAGUUGAGAGACUCGUAUAAGCCACUAGAUCUAAUUUGGACAAAUGACACUCCAAAAUUCAUUCAAAUGAUGAUUCUUGAUGGUUGCUUCAUUUUGGAGAUUUUGAGAGUACAUAAUUCUGAAAUUCCAUUUGACGACUAUGGUGAGAAUGAUCUUGUGUUUGGUAAACGUGGGACACUUCGUGUGUUGCCAUUUGUAGAGCGUGACAUGCUUAUGCUUGAGAAUCAAAUACCUAUGAUAGUUCUUCAUAUAUUAAGUGAGUUUGCGGGUGAGGGAGAUCAUCAUGAGUUAAACAUGAAAAUCAUAAAGUUGUUAAACCCAAUAUUUCUUGACCAUGCCUCCACAUUAUUAAACGAGAAAAUCAUAGAGUUGGGGAAAUGCAUGCAUAUAUUGGACUUGUACAGAAAAACUUUGAUACAAGAACCAAGUCACACAACACCCACCCCCAAAAUAACAAGGGCGGAGAAAAGAGGAGAAGAUUAUAGCAUCAAUGAUGCAUCCGCAAGAAAGCUCCAAGAGUCUGGAAUACAUUUCCAAAAAAGUAAAACAAGUAGCCUCAGGGAUUUUUGGUUCAGCGAAGGUGUUCUUUGGCUCCCAAGAUUGAUCAUAGACGAUAACACAGAAUACAUGUUCCUUAACCUCAUGGCAUUCGAGCGCCUCCACAAUGGAGCUGGUAACGAGAUAACAUCGUUUAUAUUGUUUAUGGACGCCAUUGUUGAUAGUGUGGCGGAUGUUUCAAUCCUCAAUGGAAAGGGGAUCCUAAUGAACACUCUUGGGACAAAUGAAACUGUUGCCGAAUUGUUCAACUCAAUGUCCAAAGAAAUGCCAAUAGCAUGCGAUGAAAAAAUUAAUAAGGUGACGGAGGAUAUAUAUCGCUUUUGUAAGAAACCGUGGAAACGUUGGCGUGCUAGUCUCGUCGAAACCUAUUUUAGGAACCCUUGGACUAUGGUGUCUCUUGUUGCUGGAAUAAUCUUUUUUGUUCUAACUAUUGUUCAGACUAUAUACACUAUUCUUUCAUUUUAUCAUGAUUGCUAGCCCAGCUCAACUAAGUCACCUUAUUCUUGGGUCGUCGCUAAAGUCACCACUAAAAGUGUUUGUUACAUAAUAUUAAUACAUUAGCGACGAAUAUCACCUCUCUAAUUUUAUUUUUCUACUAGUGCACACCACACCUACAAUGUAAUUUCUUUCUUUACUAAUUUGGUCUGUAUUUCUUGUUUGCUUUUCAUUUUGAUUAUUAAUUUCAUGUGUUACACGUUUAAUUUGUAAUUGUAAUUUUAUAUUAAAUUGUUGUUCCCAUUAAUAAUUGGAUUGAUG